AUGACUAGAAUUUCAAAGGAACAUAGUCUUUUUAACACCAUUAGAUAUGGUGAACCAAGACAUAUUCCUGAUACUUCUGAAGUCAAUGAGAAAUCUUUCACCGAUGAUGAUCAAAAAUAUCCAAUUACACAUGAAGUAUAUCCUGAUGAAAAAUCAAUCCUUGAAGGACCAAGAUACGGCAAAUCCAAGUUUAGAAGAUUCUUAACAAUGGCCAUGACUUUUGGGAUGCUUGUGAGUUUGUUUGUGUUCCAUCAUACUAAUUCCAUCCCUAAGUCUUUUGUUUCGUCCCACAAUUCAAACCCCCUUCCAUUGUCUCAGCAUUUAAGACAUCUUGCUGAUAACGGAUAUUCAGUAAGUAAAGGUGGUGAUAGAGAGAUUUUUGAAGUCAGAUAUCCAGAAUUUGCUUCUCCUAGCUAUGGUGAAUCAUUGACUUCUCAAACUUUACUUAAUCAUUAUUUUGGUGAUAGUUGGGGUAAACCGGCAAUUGUUGAUUAUUCUCCUCCAGAUAUCAAAUUUAACAAGGUGGUGUUGACUUUGAACACCACUUCUAAUGGUGUACAAUAUGAUAGAUUAGCUCAUUUCUUUUUCGAUGGUGUUCCCAUCUGGAGAACUUCCACUAUGGAACCUGGUGGUCAUAAAGUUCACUCAUCAUUUUCUAAAGAUGUAAGUGAUUAUACUUCAUUAUUUCAAUCUGAAGGAGAAUUGAUGUUCAAAUUGGAUAAUCUCAUGAACUCCAGAUUAACCGGAGGAUUCAAUGUCACUUUAACUGCUGAUUAUUAUUAUGAUAAAACAGUUGAAAGAAGAUUCGGUGGAAAUUCCUUAUCUGGAAUUUUGACUGAUAGAUCUGUUCCAAAAGUAUUUCCUUUGGGUGUAGGGAAUGAUGAUUCACUUCAUUAUUUACCAUUACAAGAUUUCAAAGUCAAAUUACCUACAUUAAGUUCUAAUACUACUAGAUUGAAAUUAUCAAUCUUCACAUCAGGUAAUGCUGAGGAAGAAUUUUGGUACAGCAAUGUUUUGAAUGCUAAUGUUAAUAAAUUCAAAGGAAACGGUAUUGAUUUAUUUGGCCAUGGACCUAUCAGAACCGUAUCAGUGAAAUAUAAUGAUCAAGUAAUUGCAAAUGCUAUUCCUGAACCAGUAAUUUUCACUGGUGGUUUAUCACCUGCUUUAUGGUCCCCUAUGGUUUCCACUUCAGCUUUUGAUCUUAAGGCCAUUGAAAUCGAUUUAACUGCUUUAAUCCCAAGUAUUGAGUCUUCUGAUCAUUUAGAAAUAUCUAUUGGUAAUGGGGGUAUUGAGGAUGGUUUAAUUGGAUCUAAUUGGAUCACUGCUGCUAAUUUGUUAGUAUGGGAAAACUCAAUCAUCAAAUCUUCUGAAAGUUCAAGUGUUAAAUAUGGCUUCAAAGAUGAUAAUUCUAUCAUCAACUUUGGUUGGGAUGGAUUAAAGCAAAUCGUAACUUAUGAAUCUAAAGCCAGGUUAGCUUCAAAUAUCACCUAUGAAUUAGUUAAUGGAACUUCAUAUGAGGUAUCUGUUAGCUUAGAUACUUUGGGUACCAUUUCUAAUAUUCAAACAUAUUCCAAAGACGGUACCCAUCAAGUAUUAGCUCAUAAUUCAGGUUUUGAUAAACAUUUUAAAAUUGUUGAUAUUGAAGGAACCACAGUUGUUGAUUUCGAUAACAAGUUCAAAUAUCCUUUAUUACUUGAUAUGAACUUAUCAGAAAUAGCUGAUGAUAUAAGUUAUGACAUUAAGGUUGUCAAUGGUUUGACAGUUCAAGUAGACACUCCUUCUUAUAGAGUAUUAAAACUCGAAGACGUUCAAAAUGGGACUUCUGUUUUCACUAUUUCUCCUUCAGGAAACCAUGGAAGUGGUAAAAAUGAGGUGAGAUACAAAUUAGAUAAUGAUAGAGCUGAUAUUCAUUAUUAUAGACACGUUAAAGUUGACAAUGAUGAGGGAAUCGAUUACGAUUUCGAAAGUUUUGAUGGUGAGAAGGAUUAA
Yamadazyma jaroonii is the source of this 1989-nucleotide messenger RNA. The record is from the annotation of a GenBank genome assembly. Lineage: Eukaryota; Fungi; Ascomycota; Pichiomycetes; Serinales; Debaryomycetaceae.